Ostrinia furnacalis (Asian corn borer) is the source of this 1289-nucleotide messenger RNA. Its product is annotated as integrin beta pat-3. The record is from RefSeq and is a predicted model, not a curated record. The transcript has 6 exons. Lineage: Eukaryota; Metazoa; Arthropoda; Insecta; Lepidoptera; Crambidae. Gene Ontology annotation, molecular function: integrin binding. The coding region runs from base 1 to 1257 and encodes 418 amino acids. Gene Ontology annotation, biological process: integrin-mediated signaling pathway; cell migration; cell adhesion mediated by integrin. Gene Ontology annotation, cellular component: focal adhesion; cell surface; integrin complex.
AUGGCUAUGAGACUGCUGAUGACCCCAGGAUCGAGAGAAUCCGGCUCUCUCUCACCUCCAGACCACGAGCACGAGGUCCACUGCUCCGCUCGCCUCAACGACAACUGGUGUCCCGGCCAUACCGAGGCGCUGCCCACCAUCCCGGAAGAGACCAUGGACGGCGCUACCAUUACGCCCAACUACAGAGCCCUCACUAUCAAGGUCAACAAGCCCAGCACUCGGAUACCCUUCAUCUACAGCUAUCCAAACAAUAGCCACCCCAAAGUCGACAUCACCGUUAUCAACUCGACGCAGUCCACGAAUUUUGAAAUUAUAGAGAGGAACACCGAUCAUUGUAUCCAUGAGAAGUGUACUACCCACGUCUCGAUAAAAACGGAGCCCGAUUUUUGUUCGGCGAACAGUGGGAAGUACGAGUUUCUGAACGUGAAGGUCAAGGUAGAGAAUGUGACUGGGGAAGCCAGGAUAAAAUACCACGUACCCUGCGCGUGUAAGUGUUCAGACAAUGCGGAGAAAGACUCGAAAAUCUGUGGCGGGAAGGGUGAUUACGCGUGCGGCGUCUGCAAGUGCCAUAAAGGAUGGUCCGGCAAAUACUGCGAUGUCCCACCAGUAUGCGACAAUCGGCGAGGAGAUCUACAGUGCACCAAUUCUUACAGUGACGUGGAAUGCUCAGGCAACGGCUACUGCGGCCCUUGCGACGCCUGCAUCUGUUUCGACGACCGGGAGGGCUCACAGUACUUCCAAAAAGACAACGCCUGCGCUGAUCUCUGCAUGAUCAUCAACUAUAAUUACGAGCUGUGCCUCCAUGACAAGCCUGAGGGGAAAUGCCAAGACCAUUUGAACAUAGACCCUUACAACAAGACGCGUGCAUCAGAAACGGAUGAGAUGAACCGGAAAGUCUGGGUACAGUGCCAAGAUCUGCUUGACGGCUGCAACAUCAAGUACCUGGCUAUGAGGGACGCUAACGAUGAACUACACGUGAUGAAGAUCAACUCCUGCAAUGGCGUUCAGGACUCAUUCGUCACUGGAAAUGUCAACAUAACUCUACCAACCGUGCUGGGAGUGAUUGCCAUCGUAGCUGCGGCGACAGCGGUGGCGGGCUACAUGGUGUGGAAGGCCAAGAACGCGCCGGUUCCUUUGGCUGCUUCUCAUUACCAAGAGCUGGAGGGUCCUGAGAACAGCGCCGGAAUCAACCCCUUGUACAAAGCACCCACCUCGUCUUACAACAAUCCGUUGUGGAAGGGCGCCGCCAAAGUCUAGUCCUGGUAAGUUUAAAAUGAACCUUAUUUCAU